Anguilla anguilla (European eel) is the source of this 3370-nucleotide messenger RNA. Its product is annotated as extracellular calcium-sensing receptor-like. Gene Ontology annotation, molecular function: G protein-coupled receptor activity. The record is from RefSeq and is a predicted model, not a curated record. Gene Ontology annotation, cellular component: membrane. The transcript has 6 exons. Gene Ontology annotation, biological process: G protein-coupled receptor signaling pathway. NCBI's taxonomy places the organism in Eukaryota, Metazoa, Chordata, Actinopteri, Anguilliformes, Anguillidae. Bases 601 to 3189 code for a protein of 862 amino acids.
CAUAUACAAUUAGCAAAGCAUAACAAAACAGCACAGAGAAACCAUGACAUUAUCAAGAGGUUGAUUGACGUGACUUGGAGUGGUCUGACAAUUAUAUAUGAGCGAUUGUUUCUCAUGAAAAACAUUGCUGCUUUAGGUACAUUAAUUUAUCAUGAUGAAAUUUUUUAUACUGACGUUAAUUGUUUUGAAAUGCAAUAUUUUGACCAUAUUGGGAUAAAUGUUUUUCAGAAUUUUCAUUUCGACUUGUGGGCUGAAAUGAGGAUUUAUGUCAUUUUAAGCCCGGAGGUGACACUGAUAGUAAUUAUUGCUGCAUCAAUUUCAGGGAGCUUACUGGUUCAUGUAUCAGUGAAUUUACAGCACACUGCUCAGUUAAGUGUUACUACUGUGUGUCGUUUUCCGUGCCUGUGUGGUGAGAAGAGGAUUCUUAUGAGGAUCAGAGACUAAAUUAAAAACUGAAUCAUAACAGUUGGUCAUUUUGUGAAUAAUACAUAACUACUCCUCUACCAGGAAGGGAAUGCCUCUGCCUCUCCACAAGCUCAAGGGGCUGUGCUCCAGGAGGGUAUUUAAACAUGAGAGAACACCACAUCCUGUCUUGAAAGCAUGGAGGCGAUGUGGACCACGCUGGUACUGGCACUGGUGGCUGGAGCUCUUGCCAUGGCAAAGGGAAGGUCUGGUUUGGGAUGUACACUGCAGGGGACCCCCAGGCCUGUUUCUUUUUCCCAGCCUGGGGACUUUGUGAUCGGAGGCGUUUUUACCAUCCACUACUAUGUGACCAGCACUGAGAACAACUACACCAGCCGACCCAAAGCGCCGCAGUGUACAGGGAGUUUAGAUUUCCGGGAACUGCGCUUUGCUAGAACCAUGAUUUUUGCCAUCAAGGAGAUCAACAACAGUUCCGAGCUCCUGCCAGGUGUAAUUCUGGGAUACCAGAUCCAUGACUCCUGUGCCUCUGUGCCAGUAGCCGUGAAGGUUGCAUUCCAGCUGGCCAAUGGCAUCGAGCCAGUCUUUUUUCCCAACCAGUCCUGCUCAAAGUCUGCCACUGUGCAUGCUGUUGUGGGCGACUCUGAUUCCAGUCCUUCCAUCGCCAUGUCCAGAAUUAUUGGACCCUUUGGCAUCCCCCAGGUGAGCCAUUUAGCCACCUGUUCCUGUCUUAGUGACAAGCUGCAGUACCCAACCUUCUCCAGGACCAUCCCCAGUGACUAUUUCCAAGCAGCUGCUCUGGCUAGACUAGUCAAGCAUUUCGGCUGGACUUGGAUUGGGGCGGUGAGGAGCGACUCAGACUAUGGGAACAACGGGAUGGCCGCCUUCCUGCAGGCAGCACAGGCAGAGGGCAUCUGCGUGGAGUACUCAGAGGCAUUCUUCAGGACCAGCCCCCGUGCAAAAGUGCGACGCGUGGCAGAGGUCAUCAGCAGGUCCACAGCCCGUGUUGUUGUGGCAUUCGUAGCCACAGGCGACAUGCUGGUCUUGCUGUCGGAGCUGGAAGGCAUGCUGAUGGCCCCGCUACAGUGGAUUGGGAGCGAGGCUUGGGUCACUAACCGCAUAAUGUUGCAGUUCCGUCUGUUUGCCGGUGCCAUCGGCUUUGGCAUCCCCCGCUCAGUCAUUCCAGGGCUGCGAGACUUCCUGUUGGACCUGGGGCCGGCACAGGUUUCCCAAUCACCACUCCUCACAGAGUUCUGGGAGAGCGCUUUCGGCUGCAGCCUGGGGGGAAGUCAGACUGCAGCGGAUCGGAAAACAUGUGAUGGAAACCAGAAUCUGCGAGAUCUGCUGAAUCCCUACACAGACACAUCCCAGCUGCGUGUUUCCAACAUGGUAUACAAGGCUGUGUAUGCAAUAGCUCAUGCCAUACACAGCAUCAUCUGCACAGAUGAAUCUGACGGUCCACCCCACUGUAACACAAGUACCGGAGUUGAGCCACAACAGGUUAUGGAGCACCUGAGAAAAGUGAACUUCUCCAGGAAUGGGUACAAAGUCUCCUUUGAUGCCAAUGGGGAUCCGGUGGCCAUUUAUGAGUUGGUGAACUGGCAGGUGAUGAGGGAUGGACACAUGGAGUUUGUGACUGUGGGCCACUAUGAUGCAUCUGCCCCAGAUGGACAGGUGUUGAUCAUGAACAAGAACAUUACCUGGGCAGGUGGCCAGCCACAGGUGCCUUUGUCAGUGUGCAGUGGGAGCUGUCCCCCAGGCACUCGGAAGGCAGUGCAGAGAGGAAGGCCUGUCUGCUGCUAUGACUGUGUGCCCUGUGCUGAGGGUGAAAUCAGCAAUGUCACAGAUUCCCUGGAGUGUAUCACCUGCCCAGUUGACUACUGGACAAAUGCUGAGAAGGAUGCAUGUGUACCCAAACCUGUUGAGUUCUUGUCCUUCCAUGAGGUUCUGGGGAUCAUUCUGACAGGCUGUUCUGUAACUGGGGCCUGCAUGGCCAUCACAGUGGCUGCCGUGUUUUACAGACACAGGGACACUCCCAUUGUGAAAGCCAACAACUCAGAGCUGAGCUUCCUGUUGGUCUUUUCGCUGAAACUGUGUUUCCUUUGCUCUCUUACCUUCAUCGGCCAGCCCUCUGAGUGGUCCUGUAUGCUGCGCCACACUGCAUUUGGGAUCACCUUUGUCCUCUGCAUCUCUUGUGUUCUGGGAAAAACAAUAGUGGUGUUAAUGGCUUUCAGGGCUACACUCCCAGGCAGUAAUGUGAUGAAGUGGUUUGGGCCUCUGCAGCAGAGACUGAGUGUUCUUGCUUUCACUCUCAUACAGGUCCUUAUUUGUGUGCUUUGGUUAACAAUAUCCCCUCCUUUCCCCAACAAGAACAUGAAGCACUACAAAGAAAAGAUCAUUCUAGAAUGUGAUGUAGGAUCAGCAGUGGGGUUCUGGGCUGUGCUGGGUUAUAUUGGUCUCCUCUCUAUAUUGUGCUUUGCUUUAGCUUUUCUGGCUCGUAAGCUGCCUGACAACUUCAAUGAAGCCAAAUUCAUCACAUUCAGCAUGCUCAUAUUCUGUACAGUCUGGAUCACCUUUAUACCAGCCUAUGUCAGUUCACCUGGAAAGUUCACUGUAGCCGUGGAGAUCUUUGCGAUAUUAGCUUCCAGCUUUGGUCUGAUCGUUUGCAUUUUUGUCCCCAAAUGCUUCAUAAUAUUGUUUCGGCCUGAGAAAAAUACCAAAAAGCACAUGAUGGGGAAAACGAUGUCAACAUCUUUUGGAAGCACAUGAUGAAAUGUCAGUAAUUUUUUAAGUAAUAUUGAUUGUAUUUAAGAAGUUUGUUGUGUUAUUUUUUUCUGCUGUAUAUUCUUUUGAGGGAAAAAAGUGCUUAUGUCUAAGAACAAUUGUCUGAGGACCAUUUUUUAUCCGUAUCUUAUCAGGGAUUUCAUAUCAGCAAUAAAAGAUUGAUGAA